UUGCAUUACUUCCUGUGUCAGCUCAAAGGAACCUAAACCACUGAAAGAUUUAGAUCACUCUCACGUGGUGCCUGACCAAAAACGCAGGAUACAGCAAGACUUUGUGCCGAGCUUGUAAUUCCCAGAUUGUUUUGGCUGUGUGGACAUGGGAGGCAAAGGGGAAGUGGUGGUGCUGAGCAGAAUUGAGCCAAAAAUGGAGUCUCCACAUAUCAAAUUAAAUCGUCUGAGGCUCCGGCCCCGACAUAACCCCUCAUGGGAGAAAAGGCGGGUGAAGACCACAGUCCGAAAGAAAAAAGACAGAGAUUCCAGCCCCACCGAGAUGAGCGUGGAUCCCUGGGCCAGCCCGCAGGACCAGGCAGCAGCUGAGGACUCUCGCAGAACCCACUCUCCACCCUCCCCAGACCAGGAGCAGCAGCAGCCGGAUAAACUGUGCCUGGAAUCAUUCUGGAGCGAGGUUGAGAACAUCCGACAGGGGUGUGGCGAUACAGAUCUCAACUCUACCAGGAGAGACUCCAGGCAGUCAGAAGAGGGAGAACAGGAGGAACAGUGGCUGGCCGACGCUGGCUUAUCGACCCUCAUCAGCGAGGACAGCGAGGAUGUAGACAAGGCUGUUCUGCUCUCCACUCUAACCCGGACGCAAGCAGAAGCUGUUCAGCGCCGCCUGGAUUCCUACACGUUAUCCCGCCGUAAAAAGAACAAGACACCUCCCAGAGACGUUCGGGACAUCUUUAGCUCACCUAUCGCCCAGACUUUGCUGCCCGAGUCUCAGAACAGCAACGACCUUCCACAGAAUAGCAUGGCAUCAGUUGCCAAGAUGCCUUUUUCAGCAGUGACACCGGAGCAUCAACGGGGCGCUCCUAAGGAGGAAUUCCUCAUUACUGACAUUGCUUACUGUGAACAAGCUGUGAUCUUCAUGAAACAGGCCAAUUUUCCACUGAACAACAUCCCACACAGAAAGGAAGAUGGCACCCUACCUCGGAUAAUCUGCCCAAAAUGCCGCCUUGGAGUGACUCGUAUUCAAGACCUCUCCCACUGUGACAUGAAGAAGAUUCGCCAGCUGGCCCUCAUCGACAUGACGGCGCUGUGCGACCUCUUAGAGCUGGAGGUUAAAAGGCAUAAAACUGGAAAGAGAAAGAUUGCAGAGAGCAAACUUUUUGGGGUACCGCUUGCCACACUGCUGGAAACUGACCAGAAGAUGAAACCAAACAGCUCGAUUCCUCUCUUCCUGCAAACGCUGCUGUCGUUUCUGGAGAAAAAAGGAGUCGAUUCAGAGGGGAUUCUGCGGGUUCCAGGAUCUCAAUCCAGAAUAAAGCUGCUGCAACAAAGCUUGGAGGCCAACUUCUACUCAGGGCAUUUCAGCUGGGAGGAAGUGAGUCCAAAUGAUGCCGCUGUGCUCUUGAAGAAGUUCAUCCGAGAGCUGCCAGAUCCGCUGCUUACUGCAGAAUACCUCAACACCUUUAGCGCCGUCAGAGAUAUCACAGAGCUGAGGCAGAAACUGCACAUGUUGAACCUGCUUGUUCUGCUGCUCCCUGAGCCAAACAGGAGCACACUAAAGGCCCUGCUAGAGUUCCUCAAUAAAGUGGUUAACAGAGAGAAGAAGAACAGGAUGAACCUGUGGGCCGUAGCCACCAUCAUGGCUCCCAACCUCUUCCUCCAUAAGGCUGUCCCAAGCCGACUGACUGAUGGGGGAGAGAAAGGACAGGCAGAGAAGGCAGCUGAUGUGAUGAGGCUUCUCAUUCGUUACCAGGACCUCCUUUGGACGGUCCCUAACUUCCUUAUAAGCCAAGUGCGUAGGCUCAAUGAGAACAGCAACCGCCGCUACCAGUUCUACGAUCGACGCUUCAAGAACUUGCUGAGAAAGAUCCAGCCAGACAGCAGGGAAAAACCGGAGAAAAACUCAGAGCCACGUCGUACUAUAAAAAUACAGGUGGGGGAUCUGGUUAACAGCACGAUGGAGUUUCAACUCGGCAUCAACUCCAGAACCUCUGACCUGCUUUCCCAGUUUUACCGGCAGUUCCUCCGCAGCCCGGAAAAUGGAAAAGGCAAAAUGAGAAGAAAUGGCUCGGUGGGAUACCCAGACUGCGCCCUGUAUGAAGUGGGGGGGAACAUCGGAGAGCACUGUUUGGACACAGAGACACAUCUCCUAGAUCUUUACAACAGUAAUCCUGGAGGAGAAUGGAUCAUCAAAAUUAAGCCAAACGGAGGCAGAGGGUAGUGGCCUGUUGGAUGACUGACAGACAGACAGAGGAACAUAUUUCAGAGGAGAGAUGAAGAUUUCUUCUUCAAACCUCCUCAUAGCUCCUGGAGGCCUUCGGAGCAACAAGCAGGAAGAAGGACAGAUGGAGCAGACAGAAGUAUUUAUCUGCCUGGAGCAGAGUUGAGAAUUUCCAUUCUCUGCUUCUUCUUUCCAUCUCUUUUUUUUUUUUUCUACUCCUCAUCCUGUUUCUCUCCAUCCUCUCCUCCUUCAUUCUCUCUUCGGAUGUUCAUUUCCUGUAUUUCUGCACUGCUGCAAGCAAAAGGCUGCUAACGUGACUCAUUACUUCCAGCUGAGAACCUGCUGAACAUAAAGCAAAGCAGAACAGCGAGGAGAUGGAGGGAGCGGCUGGACAGUUGGCUUUGACGUAUUUUCUCUAAGGCAAUCGUCUCCAGCUACAAGCGAACAGAUGGGGAUGCAGAGCACCUCUGGCUAUCCUGAGCCCCCCUCACCUCACCUCAUGCCAGCUUCUGCUCCGAAUACACAAUGUUGUGGAUUUACCCUGAAGGGAAUACAAAGAUAUAGCGGUUUUCUGCUUACAUUCUGAGCAAACAUUGACCCAGCUAGUGCAGUAAUGUUGGUACAACUAGUUAAGAUAUUUUUCGAAACAUAAAAAAGUCUUUUUUUUCUAUUUAUUAAUUCAUCAGUCAACUGCAUGUAUUUGAACUUAAAACUAAAGGAACUUUGACACAUUGUCCCUCUCUUUUCUGUUCGAUUCAAAGUGUUUGCCUCUACUUUGAUACCAUGUCACCUUGCAAUCUAUUAUUUAGACACAGAAAACCCCUGUGUUCUUUUUUUCCACACAUAAAUUAGGAGACAGAAAUGAUAAUGGAGGAGGAGAGGAAGAUAAGUAAAAGCUCUUAGGAAACAUUCAGAUCAAUUUGUUAAUAAGCCUCAUCAUUCACUUGUAUUUAUCUGCUGUUAAUUAAGAAGCACUGCACUGACACCUUUUAUCCAUGAAACUGGCUAAACUUUGGACCUGAGGAGGAUUUUUGCCACAAUGAUGGAUUUGGUGUUGCAUCUUCAGCGACACCUCUAAAGGGAGUUGAUAAGGACACACCGUGAAGCUGGUCUUCAUUUGUAAUUUUUAAACACAAGGAUGCCGAUGGAACAACACUGUUCUAAUUAUUAUGACUUUUAUUUAUAUAAUUUUAAAACAUUUGCUCUGUUUUAGUCCUCAUAGACCCUUUCCAAUGGAUCCAUGUACAGCUGUAGGUUUGCUUCUGUUAUGUACAUAUGCACACUGUGCUGUGAUGGGACAUCACUACUCAAACAGGAUGUUGCUUUUUGAAGCUGUUCCAAACACACACAAGCAGCAGAAGAAUGUUUCACCUUUUUUUUGUUGCCGCUCGUAAAAAGGUAAUUGUUUUUUGCUCCGUACAGCCAUGUUGUGGCGCCGCGGCCAUUUUGUGGCGGGGUGUGUCUCUCAGGCUGCACUCAACAAACGUAAUGACAGCAGGCCCCUGCGCCAAAAUCCAUCAACGCCCUCUGCUCCAUCUCUGUCACCUCCCCAUAAUGGAGCAUAAUGGCAGCAUCAGAAACGCAUGGAGGAAUCACAUUUCUGUGAUGAAGCAAGAGGUAAUAAAUGCGUGAGAUAAAUUCUGCCCCCACCACAGCAGUCUGUGUGUGUGUGAUGAGCUUCACUACACAUGUCCACCAGGCUGCUUUCUGGGUUCUCCUGGGUACAGUUCAGUGCCUCAGCACAAAGCAAACCUUCUGCAGGAGCUAAGGAGAACUGGGUCACCUCUGAAGCUUAAAACAAAGCAUGAACACGCCACAAAGUGGUGUCACCUCUUUACAGUCCAGGACAGACCUUUUUUGUGUUUGUAUAUACAUGAAUGUUUUUGUUUGUGUGUUGAGACGAAGCUCUGAAACAGUAUUACUACCACAAAACCGAAUGGACUUCUUGUUUCCUGUUGAUUUACGGAGUAAAUCUGCGACGUCAGCCAGCAGACGUCUGAAUGUAUAUUUAUGCCCUUUAUAUUGUUUUUAAUCUGUCUGUGAAAAUAAUUUUCUGUAGAAAGAAAAACUUUGGAAAACUGUUUAAUCUUUGGCAAUAAAUGUGAGAUUAAUGCAAUGCUAA
Cyprinodon tularosa is the source of this 4337-nucleotide messenger RNA. Its product is annotated as rho GTPase-activating protein 40. The record is from RefSeq and is a predicted model, not a curated record. Gene Ontology annotation, molecular function: GTPase activator activity. Gene Ontology annotation, biological process: regulation of actin filament polymerization; signal transduction; regulation of small GTPase mediated signal transduction. Gene Ontology annotation, cellular component: cytoplasm. Bases 146 to 2215 code for a protein of 689 amino acids. The transcript has 15 exons. NCBI's taxonomy places the organism in Eukaryota, Metazoa, Chordata, Actinopteri, Cyprinodontiformes, Cyprinodontidae.